This is a messenger RNA of Hyalella azteca, 1124 nucleotides long. RefSeq lists its product as uncharacterized. Bases 92 to 787 code for a protein of 231 amino acids. Lineage: Eukaryota; Metazoa; Arthropoda; Malacostraca; Amphipoda; Hyalellidae. The transcript is spliced from 7 exons. The record is from RefSeq and is a predicted model, not a curated record. Gene Ontology annotation, cellular component: membrane.
GUCCACAAAAAGGACUACGUGUGAUGACAGACUCACUUCCCGCCAGGACUGCAGUUGAUCAGACAGAGAACUCUCGAAGACAACGACAAAGAUGGGUUGCAUCACAGACACCGUGGCCAAGACGUUCUUAAUUUCUUUCAACGUCGUAGUGGCGGGGGCAGGCUUGAUCGUACUUUCUCUGGCAUCCGUCAUUGAUAGCACGCUGUCACGCUACGGCCAUGACAUUCCCCAAGAACCUCAUGACGUCUGCAUUGGUCUGAUAUCCGCCUCCACCUUCAUCGUCUGUCUGGGCGCUUUUGGGGUGGUCAUCUCUUGCUGCUGCGGCAACAAGCUCUUCCUCUACACUUACUUCGUGCUCGGCGUGAUUCUUGUGGUCAUCACGCUGGUGUUCGCUGGCAUGGGCGCCGCCAACAUCAACAACGAGAAAUACAAAAAUGACAUCAGAGCGCAAAUGCAAAAUGACACUGAAAACUACAACUUUGAAAAACAAGGAGAAUAUGAAGCUUCGAUUGACCAGAUAUAUCAACUGAACCUAUGCUGCGGUGUCGAUUAUUACAACAUCUCUUAUCCAGACGGAGAGCUACCAGCUGGAUGCUGUAAAAUAUAUGUCCCAGGGAAAGUUUGCACAGCAGAUCGAGAAAACAUUUACACCCAAGGCUGCUGGGUCAUGUUUUCUAGUGUAGUCAGCGACAUGGCUGUAGCUACUGUGAACUUCGCCAUCUUUUUCGGUGUCCUGCUGUUCGCGCUGCUGACGUCGACGUGUCUGUGCGUCAAUUAUACCAACUGACCUCGACGAGUCUGUGCGUCAAGUGUACCAACUGACCUCGACGUGUCUGCGUCAAGUGUACCAACUGACGUCGACGUGUCUGUGCGUCAAGUGUACCAAUUAACUGACCUCGACGUGUCUGCGUCAAGUGUACCGAUGCUAUGCCCAUCAGAGCGCGCCCCGCUGCUUCUGAAACAAUGUCUCAGUGACUGCAGUUAAUAAAAUUACCGUAAAUACAUAUUUAACGGUCUAGGUUAACCGUCUAGCGAAUACAUAUUUAGGAUGAAAUUAGAUUACAAAUAGAUUGGAGAUUUUGCUGUGAUUCUUGCGCCUCUAUCCAUUAUGAUAUAAAACUGUA